This is a messenger RNA of Cydia fagiglandana, 2424 nucleotides long. RefSeq lists its product as uncharacterized. The coding region runs from base 1 to 2424 and encodes 807 amino acids. The transcript has 2 exons. Lineage: Eukaryota; Metazoa; Arthropoda; Insecta; Lepidoptera; Tortricidae. The record is from RefSeq and is a predicted model, not a curated record.
AUGCCAAGGAAAAUACACUCAUCAAGACCGCAACGCAAAGUGGAAGCACCAUUGGAUACCUCAAAAUUGAUUGACACCGCCACUAGGAACAGCUUUGCAUCGAAUGUAGAAAACAGGCUUAGUUUAGAAACCUUACAGGCCUCUCAAAGCCUUGAAUCUGCUUGGGCGACCUUUAAGACCACUCUUAUGCAGACAGCUACGGAGUUCCUCGGGAGGAAAGUUAGGAAACAAGAUGACUGGUUUGCUGAGAAUGAACACAUCUUACAGCCCCUUAUCGAGGAGAAGAGAAAUGCUCAUCUCAACUACAUAUAUCACCCAACCGUCACUCGUUAUAAGGAUGACUAUAAUUCUGCGAAAUCGAACCUACAACGCGUCUCACGGGAAUGUGCGAACUCCUACUGGGUUGAUUUGUGUGCGAGGAUCCAACUAUGCCACGACGUAGGCAACUACAGGGGAAUGUACCAGAAUAUCAAGACAGCAAUCGGCCCUACCGUCAGGAAACGUGCUGCAAUCAAGGACCUAAAUGGCGAGCCGAUUUUGGACAAGGACAAGCAGUUGGAGAGAUGGGCACAACACUACACGGACCUUUACGCGGAACCUAUCUCCAUCAACGCUUCGGCUUUAGAAACCCUUCCAAGAUUCCCUGUAGCAUCAGACUUAGAUGACACACCUUCCUAUGAAGAACUUCAUACUGCUGUCAGGGGGUUAAAAUUAGGGCUCGCGGACGUGUCCGGGUUUCGUGUACACGUGUUCGAACUUCUUCGUGUUGGUUACGUGUCUUCACUGCUGUUCAUUGUACUUCUGCGUUGCUGGGAAGAGGGAACUGUACCACAGGACGUGAGAGACGCCAAUAUAGUUACAUUGUAUAAAGGAAAGGGAGACAGAGGGGACUGCAAUAAUUACAGAGGAAUAUCACUACUAAGCAUUGCUGGGAAAGCUUUGGCAAAAGUGGUUCUGAAGAGGUUAGAGAUACUAGCUUGUCGAGUCUAUCCAGAAUCACAAUGCGGCUUCAGAGCUGGAAGGUCUACCAUGGACAUGAUUUUCUCGUUAAGGCAGGUACAGGAAAAGUGCCGUGAACAACAGGUGCCCCUCUAUACCGCUUUUGUAGACCUCAAGAAAGCCUUUGACACGGUCAGUCGCGAGGGGCUCUACAGGGUACUUGAACACAUUGGUUGCCCGAACAUUCUCUUAAAUAUCAUUAAAUCCUUCCAUGACAACAUGCGUGGUACUGUGGUAUUUGACGGGGAAGAGUCUGACCCGUUUAACGUAAAUCGAGGUGUAAGACAGGGAUGCGUUCUUGCUCCCACCCUUUUUGGUAUCUUCUUUUCUGUUCUUCUCUUGGUGGCCUUUAAAGAAUGUGAUGUAGGAGUUCAUCUGCAUACAAGGAAAGACGGGCGCCUUUUCAACAUCCGUCUGUUAAAAUCAAAGAAAAACAGAUGCCACCUGUUGGCCAGAGAACUCCUAUAUGCAGAUGAUGCUGCAUUGGUCGCUAACACAGAGUAUGGGCUCCAAGAUCUGCUAACAAAAUUUAACAAUGCCUGCCAACUUUUUGGAAUGACUGUAAACAGUAAAAAGACUGUGGUUCUCGUUCAAGGCACGGAUCACAUGCCCAGUAUCAUGCUUGGUGACGAUACUCUUGAAGUAGUCGAGAACUUUUGUUAUCUUGGAUCGACUACCACCAGCAAGUUGUGCAAUGAUCGAGAGAUUGAUACACGGAUUGGUAGAGCUGCGGCCAACUUUGGAAAGCUUCAAGCUCGAGUCUGGAAUAAUAACAAGCUGAAGCUCUCUACCAAGAUCCUAGUAUAUAAAACAUGCGUCCUAAGUAUCCUCCUGUAUGCAUCUGAAACAUGGACAACCUACACCAAACAAGAGCGCCGCUUAAAUGCUUUCCACAUGCGCUGCCUCCGUACGAUCCUCGGAGUCACCUGGAGGGAUCGUAUGACAAACGAAAGGGUUCUCGACCUUGUUGGCUGUUGUAGUAUCACUGCUACCCUAAAACAGAGAAGGCUGCGGUGGCUGGGCCAUGUUUUACGUAUGGACUCAGAUAGACUUCCCCGGGCAGUGAUGCUGAGUGAAAUUGCAUACGCCAAACGUCCAGUCGGACGCCCGUUGCUUCGCUUUAAGGAUUCCUGCAAGCGGGACAUGUUGUCCUUUGGCAUCGACCCGAACACCUGGGAAACGGAAGCCCUUAAAAGAGCGGAGUGGCGUAACCUCUUACAUGACGGCAUAGCGAAGCAUGAUGAAGUCUGGCUCGAUGAUUUAAAGCAGAAAAGACUUCGGGCUUCACAGGAACCAUCAACGGAUUCGCGUUUCACCUGCGAUCUUUGUGGCAGGAAGUGUCGUGCUGCGAUUGGACUUUACAGCCAUAGGAAAAGGUGUGCCGCACCCCCGGUCUCCGACGGCGCACAGACCUCUUCUCAAUAA